Messenger RNA from Pterocles gutturalis (yellow-throated sandgrouse), 1197 nucleotides. It is a transcript of the gene IQCG, whose product is annotated as IQ motif containing G. Gene Ontology annotation, cellular component: cytoplasm; sperm flagellum. The coding region runs from base 1 to 1197 and encodes 398 amino acids. The record is from RefSeq and is a predicted model, not a curated record. The transcript has 9 exons. Gene Ontology annotation, molecular function: protein binding. Gene Ontology annotation, biological process: cilium organization; sperm axoneme assembly. NCBI's taxonomy places the organism in Eukaryota, Metazoa, Chordata, Aves, Pterocliformes, Pteroclidae.
AUGGAAAAAUUCACUCAUCUGGAAGCUCUGCUGUUUACUGCUGUGCUGGAGCAUUGUGUCGAUCAGCUCUCCAUUCUUGGAUAUAUCACGCCGGUUUCACGGGAGGGCAAGACAGACCUCAGCCAUACUGGCAGCCAGGAAAUGAAAGAAAUCACAGAGACUCAGAGCGAGCUGGACAGUAACUGCCAAGAGCUUGUGUCCGCAAGGCGAGGGAGUGGGGAAGCAGUUCCCUCCAUGGCUCUGAAAAGCACUGAACACAACCAGCAGCUGGGGAAAACCAAAGAUCUAAAAAGUGCCCAUCAUCUUUCCAACAGGGCCAUGAAGCACAGUGCCCUGUCUGUACAGAAUCUCAGCAAAAUUCAGGCUGACAGGCAGUACGCAAGUGAUGUGAUUGCAGCCACUAUGAAAAAUACGCAGGAAUCAGGAACAUUUAAUAGCCUCACAGAAGCUAAUGAGAGAGAGAAGGCAAAAAAGAGCAAGUUCCACGACUUCCUCAUCAGAGAGGAGGAAGGAAAAAAGGAGAUCAAGUCACUCGAGAAACAGCUGCAAGAUGUCAGGAAAGAAACUAAAAUAGAACUUCAGAACCGAGAUGCUCUGAUUGCCUGCCUCACAGAGCAGCUCCAGGAGGUGAAGGCCAGAACGAACAUGGAGAGCCGCUACAGGAAGGAAAGCACAGACCUGCAGGUCCACCAAACCCAGAAGAAAUGCAGCAAUGCAGAGAGUGACCUGGACGAGGAACUUCAGAAGUUAAGAAGCAAAACUGAUGAGGAGAUUCGAGUCCACACAGAGAUUGAAAAUUUCCUCAGGCGACAGCAGCAGCAGGUGGAAGAGAAGCUGGAGUAUUGGAUGGACAAGUAUGAAAAUGACACAAACGCUAAAGACGAAGAACUGGAUGCCCUAAAAGCAUCAAAGGCAAACAACUUGGAAAUGCUGCAGAGUCUUGCUGAGGAGUGCCGGAUGUUCGAGGAAACCAUCAUCAGUGACCGGGCAGAAAGGAAAGCUAAAAGAACACAACGAGAGCAGGAUGCCCUGGAGCUGAUGAGCAUCCUGAAGCUGCAGGCCUGGUGGAGAGGCACAAUGGUCCGCAGAAACCUCGGCCCCUACCAGGCCCUCAGGAAGAUGCAGGAGAAACAGCAAUCGAAGCAGAAAGAUGCAGGGAAGAAGGACAAAUCUGCAGCAAAGAAAAAGGCACGAUAA